AUGGCAGGACCGGGCAAAGACUCGCCUGAGGCGAUCGCCGCCAAGGCCGCCGCAUCUGCCCUCAAUGCAUCACUCAGCAACUACCUCUACUACGUUAUGACUGGUUGCUCCAUUGUCCUCAUCGCUUGGAGACUCUCGACUCAACUACAUCGAUAUGUUCGAACUGUUGCGUGCCUUAAGAAUGAUUCGCAGCGCUACUUCGCCGAAGCAUCGACCAAGCUCUCGUUCUUCAAGAAGAACGUCAUGUACGCUCCUAUAUUCAGCAAGCGCCACAAUCGUGAAUUUCAGCUAAGCAGUGCCGUCAACGUUGGCACCCUGCCCACCCGCCUGCAGCUGGUCUUCUUGUUUGGCUACUUUGCUUCCAACGUGGCCUUCUCCGUCAUCGACAUCCCCUUUGCAGCUACUUACGAUGAUGCCGCCAGAGCCUUUAGAAACCGAACUGGUGUCCUUGCUGUCGUCAACAUGAUCCCCUUGUUCCUCAUGGCCGCCAGGAACAAUCCUCUCAUCAACCUUCUGGGCAUCUCAUUCGACACGUUCAAUCUUCUCCAUCGUUGGUUUGGUCGCAUUGUCAUCCUCGAGGCUAUUGCCCACACGAUGGCAUUCAUGUCCGCUCAAGCCCACUCGAAAAGCUGGGAGGCUGGCUUCCAGACCGUUCUCGCUGUACCGUCCUUCUUCUGGGGCUUCCUAGGAACAUGUGGUUUCUGCGCCAUCUUCAUCCAGGCCUGGAGUCCUAUUCGACACGCCUUUUACGAAAUAUUCAAGCUUCUGCACAUUGCCCUCGCCAUUCUCGCUGUCAUGGGGACGUGGUAUCAUCUCCACCUCAAGGAUCUCCCGCAGCUUCGCUACUUGAUUGCCGCCAUUGUCAUCUGGGCCGUGGACCGUCUUUGGCGUGUUUUCAGGGUCAUAUACGGCAACUUCGGCCGAGGUGGCAGCCAAGCGCUCGUCGAGGCACUUCCAGGCAAUGCUGUGCGUGUAACCGUCAACAUGGCCCGACCAUGGACCUUCAGGCCUGGGCAACAUGCCUACAUGUAUAUGCCGUCACUCAGUUACCUGCAAUCGCAUCCAUUCUCUGUGGCCUGGAGCGAAGACGCCGAGGAUCUCAGCUCCGAGAAGCUUACCAUGAACCGGCAGGAUAUUCUGGAGAUGCGCAAGACUACCAUGUCAUUUGUCAUCCGAGGAAGAACAGGCUUCACCAACACGCUCUUCCAAAAGGCAUCGGCGUGCCCACGUGGCCAGAUGCACACAACCUGCAUGGUUGAAGGGCCGUACGGCGAGUUGCACAACAUGAAGUCUUAUGGCACUGUCAUGUUGUUUGCUGGUGGUGUGGGGAUCACACAAGCAGUGCCUCACGUGCGAGAUCUCGUCAUCGGCUACGCGAAUGGAACUGUGGCCACGAGGCGCAUUACAUUGGUCUGGGUCAUCCAGAGCCCUGAACAUCUUGAAUGGAUCCGGCCGUGGAUGACACAAAUCUUGGCCAUGGACAAACGCCGAGAUGUCCUCCGCAUCAUGCUUUUCGUGAGCAGGCCCCGCUCGAGCAAGGAAAUACACAGCCCCUCUGCCACGGUUCAGAUGUUUCCUGGCAGACCCAACAUUGAUACUCUGUUGGCUGCUGAGAUGGAGCAACAGAUCGGUGCCCUGGGGGUUACCGUUUGUGGACCUGGUGUUCUCAGUGAUGACGUGCGACGCGCUGUGCGCGCUCGCCAGUAUGAUGGCGAGAUUGACUUUGUGGAGGAAGCUUUCUCUUGGUAA
Verticillium nonalfalfae is the source of this 1749-nucleotide messenger RNA. RefSeq lists its product as uncharacterized. Gene Ontology annotation, cellular component: plasma membrane. Bases 1 to 1749 code for a protein of 582 amino acids. Gene Ontology annotation, molecular function: ferric-chelate reductase activity. The record is from RefSeq and is a predicted model, not a curated record. Lineage: Eukaryota; Fungi; Ascomycota; Sordariomycetes; Glomerellales; Plectosphaerellaceae. Gene Ontology annotation, biological process: copper ion import; iron ion transport; intracellular iron ion homeostasis. The transcript is spliced from 2 exons.